GUACAGAGCAUAGAAGAGACGAGACCUUUUUGAGCUGGAACAUAUUAUAGAGAAAUACAAGCCGGCCACUUAAAAAAAUCUCUGAAAAAAAAUUUAAAAAAAAAAAAAAAAAAAAAAAAAAUAAACUUAUCCAAAUCUUGCAGCAUGUCAACAACAAAACAAACGUAACAAAAACAUAGGUACUUAAAUAUGGAUAUGGACAUGGCCUAAAAAGACCUAAGGCCAAACAAAAGCUUACAUACAAACAAAAAAAAAGGCAAAACAGACAACAGAAAAAAAACCUUUCAACCCCAUAAUCGUUUAAAACAAUUUCCAAAAUUACAUCUCAAAUAGCGAAAAACAAAAGAAGUAGAACAAAGCAAACAAAGGAUUUUGAAGCAACGCAGCUUUAAGUACUUCUCUUCAUAUAUAUUUUUAAAGUCUACCAAGAUGGCCAACUUUAUGACCCAGACUGAUUUAAAUGAGGCCUCCAAAUUGCAAAAGCGCCAGCAAUUCGAAGAGGAACGCAAAAAACGCAUCUUCAAUGCCAAGCAAAGGACUUUUGGGCUUGAUAUUGAUACCCUGGAGCGCCAAAUUGCCGAGCGCAAUAAAAUUCGCCAAACGGAAGCGGAACAGCAUCGGCGUUAUGAACACCAAACGGAUAUGAUGCAAAAGGUUAUUCAUGCCAAGGAAUUGGAAUUGGCAAAACGUAGGCGCGCAGUAGAAAAUGAUCUCAACUAUUAUCGCUGCCGUUUUCAAAACAAACAACAAAGUCGUGAAUUCGAUCUUAAUGACCCCGAAAGUAUUAAGAAGUCAAAACCUGCACGCAUUGCGGAUGAUGACAUCAACUUGGGCAUAUCCAGUGCCCAGAUAUUUAUAGGUGAGGAUUUGGGGCAUAGUGAACGCCAACGGCGACAACGUGAACAGCAAAGAGCCUGGUUGGAUCAACAGAUUAAAGAAAGGAAACAGGCCGAAAAUGCUCGCUUGCAGGCAGAUCGUGUCAUCUAUGAAUCCAUAAAUGCGCGUGAUCAACGCCUUGAAGAUAUGGCCAAUUCGGAACGUAAGGUACGCCAUCAAGUUCUAGACUCCAUACAACAGUUUAAUUGUGAAUUGGCCCGUCGCAAGCGUGAGGAACGUUUGCGCAAACAAAAAGAGAAGGUCGAAGAUGAUAUGGCCGAAAUCUACAAUAUGCUGUCCAGUGAUAUGCUCACAGAAAAUCCCAAUGUGGCCCAGUCGCGUACAAAUCCCAAUAAGAAGAUUGCCUUCAUGUAUCGUGGCAUGUCACCUCAAGAGUUGGCGAAUUUCCGCCAAGCCCAACAUCAACAAAUGUUGGAUCGCAAGAAACAGGAAACCGAAAAACAGUUAAUGGAUAAACAAUGGGAACAAUAUGCCUUGAAUAUGGAUCGCGAGUUACAUCUAAAGGAUCGAGAAAUGGAACGCAAGCGUCAACGUGAAUAUGAGAAAUUAUUAGAGGAGAAUGACAAAUUGGCGCAGGAGCAGAAAAUGCAAAAGGAUCAUGACAAGGUGUUGCAUGUGAAUCGAGUAACGCCAGAGUUCUUUGAUAAAUUCAAUACCACAACACGUUAGAAUGGGAAACGAGAGUCCAAGAGGGGGAGAGAGA
Messenger RNA from Stomoxys calcitrans (stable fly), 1600 nucleotides. RefSeq names its product RIB43A-like with coiled-coils protein 2. Lineage: Eukaryota; Metazoa; Arthropoda; Insecta; Diptera; Muscidae. Bases 430 to 1566 code for a protein of 378 amino acids. The record is from RefSeq and is a predicted model, not a curated record. The transcript is spliced from 3 exons.